This is a messenger RNA of Cornus florida, 1782 nucleotides long. Its product is annotated as tubulin beta-1 chain-like. The record is from RefSeq and is a predicted model, not a curated record. Gene Ontology annotation, molecular function: GTP binding; GTPase activity; structural constituent of cytoskeleton. Gene Ontology annotation, cellular component: microtubule; cytoplasm. Bases 115 to 1458 code for a protein of 447 amino acids. Gene Ontology annotation, biological process: microtubule cytoskeleton organization; mitotic cell cycle. The transcript has 3 exons. Lineage: Eukaryota; Viridiplantae; Streptophyta; Magnoliopsida; Cornales; Cornaceae.
UGCAAAAGCAGACCUCCCCUUCUCUCUCUCUCUCUAAAUCCCCGAUUCGCCCCCCCUCCUCUCUCUAAACCUCACCGCCUUCUCCAUCUUCGUUGUACUUUCUCUCUCUAGAAAAUGCGUGAGAUUCUUCAUAUUCAGGGGGGCCAAUGUGGCAACCAGAUCGGGGCAAAGUUCUGGGAGGUGGUUUGCGCCGAGCACGGUAUCGAUUCGACGGGUCGAUACCAAGGUGACACGGACCUGCAACUGGAGCGGGUCAAUGUGUACUACAACGAAGCCAGCUGUGGCCGGUUCGUCCCACGCGCCGUCCUUAUGGACCUCGAACCAGGCACCAUGGACAGCGUCCGAUCCGGGCCCUACGGUCAGAUCUUCCGACCCGACAACUUCGUGUUCGGGCAGUCUGGUGCCGGCAAUAAUUGGGCCAAAGGUCACUAUACUGAAGGGGCUGAGCUCAUUGAUUCUGUUCUUGAUGUGGUUAGGAAAGAGGCAGAGAAUUGUGACUGCCUUCAAGGAUUUCAGGUCUGCCACUCUUUGGGUGGUGGGACUGGCUCAGGCAUGGGAACUCUUCUUAUUUCCAAGAUUAGAGAAGAGUACCCAGACCGAAUGAUGCUCACUUUCUCUGUGUUCCCAUCACCAAAGGUGUCUGAUACUGUCGUUGAACCUUACAAUGCAACACUAUCAGUUCACCAACUUGUUGAAAAUGCUGAUGAGUGUAUGGUUCUGGACAAUGAAGCUCUCUAUGAUAUUUGCUUCCGAACCCUAAAACUCACUACACCAAGCUUUGGAGACCUGAAUCACCUGAUUUCUGCCACCAUGAGUGGGGUAACUUGCUGCCUUCGAUUCCCUGGUCAACUCAACUCUGAUCUCCGCAAGCUAGCUGUCAACCUCAUCCCAUUUCCUCGUUUGCAUUUCUUUAUGGUUGGGUUUGCUCCACUUACCUCUCGUGGGUCACAGCAAUACCGUGCUCUUACUGUUCCCGAGCUCACCCAACAGAUGUGGGAUGCCAAGAACAUGAUGUGUGCCGCUGAUCCCCGCCAUGGCCGAUAUUUGACUGCUUCAGCUAUGUUCCGUGGCAAGAUGAGCACCAAGGAAGUUGAUGAGCAGAUGAUUAAUGUGCAAAAUAAGAAUUCUUCCUACUUUGUGGAGUGGAUCCCCAACAAUGUUAAGUCUACUGUUUGUGAUAUCCCUCCAACUGGCUUGAAAAUGGCAUCUACUUUCAUUGGAAACUCCACCUCAAUUCAAGAAAUGUUCCGGAGGGUGAGUGAACAGUUCACAGCUAUGUUCCGCAGGAAAGCUUUCUUGCAUUGGUACACUGGGGAGGGCAUGGACGAGAUGGAGUUUACUGAGGCGGAGAGCAACAUGAACGAUUUGGUUUCCGAGUACCAGCAGUACCAAGAUGCAACGGCUGAUGAGGAUGGCUAUGAUUACGAAGAUGAAGAGGAGGAACUUCAGGAGGCCUAGGUAGUGUUGAUGUUUGGCUUCUUCCGGUUGCUUAUGUUGUUGCAUUGUUUGUGUUUUGUACUUGAAUACUCCUUGUAUUGGGUUUGGAUUGUGUUGAUGUGUCUCUUGUUUGCUCAUCUAUCAUAGGUACUGAGUAAUGGUCAUAUGUUUAGUUUGUUAAUGAGUACUCUUAGGUGAGAAAUUUCAGUAGGAACACAUACUAUGUUAAUGCGUUACUAUGCAAUCUAAAUCUAAUUUCUGGAAGGAAGUUUGCUUUGGAGUGUUAUUCGCUUGGGAAGAAUUAGUGUACUUUGAUCAUAUUUUCCAUUCUGUGAUGUUUUCCAU